Molecule: messenger RNA, 534 nt
Organism: Rotaria sp. Silwood2
Lineage: Eukaryota; Metazoa; Rotifera; Eurotatoria; Philodinida; Philodinidae
Source: the annotation of a GenBank genome assembly
AUGGAUAAUGAUGGGGAUCUUUAUGUCUCUGAUAUUGAGAAGCAUGAAGUGAGACGUUGGAAAAAAGGACAAAGAGAUGGAACAAUCAUAGCCGGUGGAAAUGGAAAAGGAUGUCAACUCAAUCAAUUGGAUAGUCCUACUCAUAUCUUCGUUGAUCAAGAUUAUGCAAUCUAUAUAUCGGAUGAGAACAAUCAUCGUGUGAUGAAAUGGAUGAAAGGUGCUAAAGAAGGAAUUGUAGUUGCUGGUGGGCAAGGUGAAGGGGACGAUCUGACGCAACUGUCUCGUCCUGCAGGAGUGAUCGUCGAUCAAUUGGGUCGUAUCUAUGUGAGUGAUUGUCGGAAUCAUCGAAUAAUGCGUUGGUCAAAAGAAUCUAAAGAUUGUUCUAUUGUCGUUGGUGGAAAUGGGAAAGGAGAACAACCAAAUGAACUUAAUAGCCCCAAUGGUUUAUCGUUCAAUCGGCAAGGUAACCUCUGUGUUGUUGAUCAAGGCAAUCAUCGAGUACAAACAUUCUAUGUUGAUUCAAACCGAAAUUGA